UCUUGCGGUCGCGGCGUAUGGACUGCAGUGAGAGCUGUUGUUGCUGUCUGUCAAAGGGCGGCGUCGCGCGCGCGGUGCCGGUUCAGAGCUGGCGUGCGAGGCCUGGGCGUGUCGUGCAGCAGCCCCGAUGGCGGCUCUGAUCGAUUGGAGCGCUCUGCGGCGAGCUCAAGUACGAGCCUCGAGCCAGCAUCGACGCAGAGCUUGGCUCUGCCUUUGAGAAACAGCCGCGAGCCGUCACAAUGAUGAAGACGGCGGUCUUAGCAGCCGCAGCGAUUGUGAAACCCAGCGUGGAAUCGAUGUGCCGCCUCCCGCUCGCGACGCAGCGCUUCCCCUGGACCAAAAACCGCCUGGCGCGCUCUCUCUGACGGACGAGCCGACGCUCUGCUCCCACGACGUCGAGGCUCCGCUGCGAGGAGCCCUCGGUCGCGCCGCCGCCGAGGAGGGCGUUCGUUGAGCGGUAUGUGCGCGCAGGUCUCGGUCGACGCCUUCGCGCCCGCGGCACGAUCACUCCGCACCGAUGUGAGGCGCCAAGUCUUCCAGCAGGACCCGGACCAGAAGCGCGGGCCCGCGUCCGGACGCUCGGUCGACGUCUCGCGCGCGCCGACCCAAGACGCCGUCGACGCGCGCCACUCCGCAGGCCCCUCACGGCGGCGAACGAGCCCGAGGAGUUCUUCGCGAGCGACUUCGAGUCCAUGGCCCCCGAGGAGAAGCUCAAGGACCCGCUGGUGCUGCUCGGCCUCGGCUCCAUCUUCCUGCCCUUCAUCAUGAUAUUGGGGUUUCAGGCGACGGGUGUGAUAUGAUCUAGGCUAGUCGUG
Pelagomonas calceolata is the source of this 815-nucleotide messenger RNA. Lineage: Eukaryota; Pelagophyceae; Pelagomonadales; Pelagomonadaceae. The record is from the annotation of a GenBank genome assembly.